GUCCUCUCGCUCUCGGCGUCUCUCGAGGACGAGCAGAUCAAAAGGCUGCUGCCCGGCAGCGGCGACCGCGCGAAAAGACCUCACAAAGCUCUGCCGCUGCCGCUGCUUUCCCGGCCGGAGUCCCAAGGAAAAGCCAAAACGACACGCGCGCGCGCGCGCCGAGAGGGAGAGAGAGAUGCCGAGCUCGUGCGCGCAGCAGGAGCAGGGCAUGGGCUCCUGAGCUGUGAGCUGUGAGCUGCGCCAGCGACAACCGGAUCUUCAGCUCUCUUUAUAUCUCUCUACUUCUUUUGCACCUGCUGGGUAGCGGCGAAGCGGCGAUCUUGCUCUCCUCUGGUGAGCUUCCAUGAUGGACGGCCGCGUCGAUCAGGACCACCUGGAGGAGUUCAUCAUGCGCCACCAGCACCAGGGAAUGGGGAUGCUGGGCUUCCCCGUCGCCCGCAGCGACAGCGAGGAGGCGCCGGGGUCGUCGGAGUCGGAGCCGGCGGCGGCGAGGCCGCGCGGCAAGAGGGCCCGCGCAGCCGAGGUGCACAACCUCUCCGAGAAGAGGAGGCGGUGCAAGAUCAACGAGAAGAUGAAGGCGCUGCAGAGCCUGGUGCCCAACUCCAGCAAGACGGACAAAGCCUCCAUGCUUGACGACGCGAUCGAGUACCUCAAGCACCUUCAGCUCCAAGUGCAGAUGUUGUCCAUGAGGAAUGGUCUGUAUCGGCCCCCAGUGAACCUGCCAGGACAAGCACCUGAGCCUCUGCCAACAUUGCAAAUGUGUACUGCAGCGAUUAACCAGAACAAUGCUGAAGCAUCGAACGCAGCAGCUGACAUGCUGCCUAUGACUCAAAUUUUUGGAGGAAUCUCAGGAACUCGACAUUCGUUCGAUCCUUUGAAUCAGGACCGGCGACAUCAGGAACCUCUUGUCUUACCAAGCAUUCCUUGCACCACCACUCCAGAGCCUCGGUUCCUUCUCGGGUCAUCACAGCCCCACCUUCAAUCCCUUCAGCUAACUGUAUCUGCCGAGAUGAUCCUUCAAGACGAGGAAAUGUUAAAGCAUCACCAGAGUUCAACCCAAGAGAUCACCUCCAUUCCAGGGCACGAGAUGAAGCCUGUUAGACAACAAACACCCCAAGUAGGCACUGCUCAUUUCAACACAUGUUCGAUCUGGAGAAGACAACCCCAAGACAUGAUGCCAAAUAAUACACAAAGCGGCAUGUUUAUGCCGCAACUGCAUAGAUUUCAGAGCGGUGACACUGACCCUGGUCUGAGGGCAGGAUCAAAGUAACUCCAAAAUCAAAAUUGACAACUGAUCUGGGAUUUUUGGAAGAUUUGUCCAUUGGAGUGCUUCAUUCUGGCAGCAGGCCAUGAGACUAGGAAACUGAAGUAACGGUCAUGGUGCAUCCACCAGUAGCAAUUAAAUCAGCCAGAUUAAACUCUUGUUAUGUAAUAUCAAGAAAUGUUGAUCAUGUGAAUGUAAAUAUUAAACAGUAAUAUUAUUGCAGGGGUCAGUGGGAACUAAGAGUAGACCACAAGUUCCGGCAAUUACCUCAAACUAGCUAGUAGUUGUAGAAUGUUUGUAUUGUGAGUAACUAAUCUAUGGAAACUUGGAGGUCUAUUGAUGGUUA
This is a messenger RNA of Lolium perenne, 1610 nucleotides long. RefSeq names its product transcription factor SPATULA. Lineage: Eukaryota; Viridiplantae; Streptophyta; Magnoliopsida; Poales; Poaceae. Gene Ontology annotation, molecular function: protein dimerization activity. The record is from RefSeq and is a predicted model, not a curated record. Gene Ontology annotation, cellular component: nucleus.